UCGUAUGGUGUAGCCACUACCCAACCAUAAAAAAUAGUUUUGGAAUUUUUUAACAUGAAUUAGAUAAUUCAAUAUACUUGACUACUUGUAUAAAAAAAAAGAAAAAUUACUAAAGACAGUGUACAUCCUCACACCACGAGGAGAGUCCUCUUUUUAGUUUCUCUCUCCUCCAAUAAAACUUGAAAGUUCCCUCGAUUCCCCAGAUUUCAUUUCCCCCGAUUUUCCUUUCUAACUAUGGCGUCCCUAUUUCGAAACGUUUCUCCUCCAUUACUAACGUUUUUUCGAUUCACGGUUUUGCACCAGUCCUUUUUUUCCCUCCAUUUUCCUCUCUCCUCCCACCUCUAAUGGCGGUUGUUGCUGCUCCUCUUCCUAGUACUAGUACUACUAUUCACUCCUUCAUUACCACUACUACUAACUCCUUGUUUGCUUUACUUGCAAGCUUCUUUUUGAUGCGGGUUUCUUCUUCUUCUCAGAUCCAAACACUGCUUUAGUUCUUCCCCCUUUUACUUUCUCUCUCUUCAUUUCUUCUUUGUGUCGGCGGCGAUGAAGCGAUUUCCAUUGAUUCCCGGUAUGCCAAGUAAGCUUUUGAUAUGGCUUCUGGUAUCAUAUUGUACAGCAUUCCAUAUUGAUGCGGAAUCCUAUGAAUCUCCAUUACAGUCAUCAUUAGUAUUAGCAGCUAAAAGGCCUUUAACAGCUCCCAUUCUUGCUGCGAAUGCCAAUACACCACUUGUUGGACAGAAGGAAAAGUCACAAUACAUGAGGCGGAAUCUCGCAUCAGCACCAGUUCAGGCUCCACAUGAGCCACUACAAGCAAUUAGUGAUCCUCCUGCCGGUUCUAGAUUUCCUAAUUUGGCUAAGAAUAAUAAUGGAUCAGUACCACCAGCUGAAGGCCUAAUGCCAUCUCUCGCUCCAGAAGUUUCAAGCUGCUGUAAACCUGAUAUGGUGCAGAAACGAGAGACCCCCAGUUGCCACUGUGUUUAUCCAAUUAAGGUUGAUCUUCUGCUUUUCAAUGUGUCACAAAAUCCAAAUUGGAGUCUUUUCCUUGAUGGAUUCUCUUCUGCACUUGGCCUCCGUGCUCCUCAGAUGCAAAUGAAUAAUUUUUAUUGGGUUACCCUGACUAGCUUGAAUAUUUCACUGGACAUUACUCCACAUACUGGGAUCAGUUUCUCAGCUGGUGCCGCAUCUGCUAUAAACUCCUCACUUGUGUUGCAUAAGGUGUCGAUACCUGAAAUAGUAGGUGUGGGUGAUUACAAACUUCUAAAUGUGACCUGGUAUCAGCCUCCUGCUCCAUCACCAGCCCCAUUAUCUGCUGCAUCACCUGUGAAAACACCAGAUCAUCAGGCUUCAGCUUCUACACCAUCAGAGGCUUCUAAUAACAAGAACUCAAGCUUGGUUCUUGUCCUUAGUAUUGGGGCUGGAAUUUUGAUAAUUGUCGUCAUAUUUGUGCUAGUUUUGUGCUCUUGUUCAUCCCAUAAGAAGCCAAAACCAUUAAUGAAAGAUCCAGAGAAUCUGGGAUCAAGGCCAAGGACUUCAGAUGGAGGCACAGCUGGAGGAUCUCUUGCUCACCCUAGCAGUACAAGAUUUUUGACUUAUGAAGAACUGAAAAAGGCAACUAAUAAUUUUGAAAAAUCCAGCAUACUUGGAGAGGGUGGAUUUGGCAAAGUUUUCAAAGGUGUUUUGAGUGAUGGCACAGCUGUUGCAAUCAAGAAGCUUACAAAUGGUGGGCCUCAAGGCGAUAAGGAGUUCCUUGUUGAGGUUGAUAUGCUUAGCAGGUUGCACCAUCGCAAUCUUGUGAAACUUGUGGGCUACUAUAGCAGCCGUGAAGCCUCUCAAAAUCUGCUUUGUUAUGAGCUUGUUCCUAAUGGAAGUCUGGAGGCAUGGCUUCAUGGUCCUUUGGGGGUAAAUUGUCCCUUGGAUUGGGAUGCGAGAAUGAAGAUUGCACUUGAUGCUGCUAGAGGACUUGCAUACUUGCAUGAAGACUCACAGCCAUGUGUCAUUCACAGAGACUUCAAGGUGUCAAAUAUACUUCUUGAAAAUAACUUCAAUGCUAAGGUUGCCGAUUUUGGCUUGGCCAAACAGGCACCUGAAGGCAGGCAGACUUAUUUGUCUACUCGAGUCAUGGGAACUUUUGGGUAUGUAGCCCCUGAAUAUGCCAUGACCGGUCAUUUACUUGUUAAAAGUGAUGUCUAUAGCUAUGGUGUGGUCCUUCUUGAGUUGCUGACUGGUAGAAAACCUGUAGAUAUGUCACAGCCAGCUGGCCAGGAGAACCUUGUUACCUGGGCAAGGCCAAUUUUGAGAGAUAAGGAUCGUUUAGAAGAGCUUGUGGAUCCGAAGCUUCAGGGAAAUUACCCUAAGGAAGAUUUUUUACGGGUUUGCACAAUUGCAGCUGCUUGUGUUGCUCCUGAAGCAAAUCAACGGCCCACGAUGGGCGAGGUGGUGCAAUCUCUUAAAAUGGUACAACGGGUUACUGAGUAUCAAGACGCUGCCACGGGAUCUGCUAACAUGCGACCAAACCUUAGACAGUCUUCUACUACCUUUGAAUCCGAUGGGACUUCCUCAAUCUUCUCAUCAGGUCCUUACUCUGGUUUGAGCACCUUCGAUGAAAACAUAUCUCGAACUGCUGUUUUCUCUGAGGAUCUUCAUGAAGGCAGAUGAAAAGGAUGGUGGUAGUUAAAUUUUACUGUCCACACACUUGCUUACUCAGGGAGAAAGCAAAGAAUCGGCUCAUGUUAGUCAGCUUUGCAGGGUUCUAUGCAUUUUAAGGCUGAAGUGGGUAAUCAGUGAGGUUUAGUUAGCAGGAAAUCAAAAUCCUCAUCUUCUAUGGACAAUUAUUGUGAUAUCCCGAUUGAGGCGGUGAGGCUGCGGUGUUGCUGGCCUGCUGCAUCUCUGUGAUAAAAUGUAUAUAUUGCUAAUUGCUUAUGGUUCGAUCGGUUUCUUUCAUUAUCUUUCAAGGGCCUACAAGAUUUAUGAGUUAAGGUCAUUCCUUUUUUUACUCACCUGAUUCAUCCUCUUCUCUUAUAUGGGACUACCUUCUUUUACCCUAUUUGUUAAAAAUACAAAAUCCGUGUACAUUCAACUUCAAUUGUCAGAGUUCAUUAAUUAAAGUCAAAUGUGCAGCCUGCUGUUUCCUUCAUGGAUUACUAGAAAGUUCUUAGCAGAAUUUUUUUGUGCCUUUUCCACUUGAUUAUUUUCAGAUUUUAGUGUGAAUCUGUAAACAUUUUUUUUUUUUUUUAAAAGUUACAAAAUAAUUUUGCGUAUUGUAAUGCAAGAAUGACAGAUAUGUUGUGCAUUUGAGUACAAUGACUGAAUGACCAUAAUAGAUAGGAUAUUGAGUUAUCCGUAUUAUCCUCAAUUUUAAUAAA
Molecule: messenger RNA, 3362 nt
Organism: Chenopodium quinoa (quinoa)
Lineage: Eukaryota; Viridiplantae; Streptophyta; Magnoliopsida; Caryophyllales; Amaranthaceae
Product: receptor-like cytoplasmic kinase 185
Exons: 8
Coding region: 544-2655 (703 amino acids)
Biological process (GO): protein phosphorylation
Molecular function (GO): ATP binding; protein kinase activity
Source: RefSeq, a predicted model, not a curated record